GACGAACGGACGGCUGGCGACAGCAGCAAGACGUGGGACAGGGCGGCUUUUUAUUUCUGCGAACUGGGAUGAGGUUGCGCUGCAGUCGGGCCGGUGUGCGGACGGCCGUUCCGAGUGACGUAUGGUGUUGAUGGGGUGGAAACCUGCUAUACCACCGGUACAAAUAAGGUGCAUGCCACACAUGGGUGAGGGAUGAGGGAUGGCGGGGAAGAGGCUGGCAGCGAAAUCGCGUGGCUGGGCCGUCUCAUGCCCAGGUGCCUCGCCGCAAAACAAAACACGGGACGAAUCUCACGCUCUUGAAACAGAUCAUGGCCCAUGAUGUGCGAUGUGCCGCCUCGUGGCGACUAUCACUCCUGCCAGGAACGGGGACGCGGUUGACGUCGCGGUUGCGGGUCGAGAGCCUCUACCAACAGUCUCACGCGCAGCACGCUUGCGAGUCGAACAGUCCAACGCGCGACUCAUCAUGCCAGCCAGCAGUCGUCGCUCGGGGAGCAGCUGCUGCUCUUGCGAUCGCGUCGGUGUUGGCUCUCGAUCGACAGCGCUCCCCGUUUCCAGCGCUGCGGGUUGGGCCCGUUGGCUCCAGUCCGCUUCCGGCAAGAGGCUAGCUCAGGCUAUACGGCUAUGCGUCCUGCUCGAAGCCCGACGAGCACGCUGCAGUGCUUCUAUAUCCCGUUGUGUGUUUGCCGCGCCGUACGAGCUCAUUUCCCAGACUCCGAUGCCUCCGUGUGCUCCUGAGCGGCCGCCUCCUGGGUCCCCGCCUGGGCUGCUCCGUCCCGCUGACGCCCAGCAUAACCUUGGGAGGGCAAUUAGACAGGCCUUAUCGCUAGAGGCGAGCCGUCCGCUUCUGGCCCGUUUGCCUGUGCUGCCCUUCUCGCCGGCCAACAACCCCCCUCCCGCGCCAUUGGUCCCCGGCGCGCUGUGUGCAGACCUCGCGUCUCCUGUGGCUGCCCCGGAGCCUUCGCUUGAUGGGUUAACUGCAUAACUGCAGCGCUGUGCCGUACGCGCAGGGUUUCUUAUCGAGCCCGGCACUGCUCCGCAUGCUCUACACCCAUUUGAGCACCCUGGACACCAUACCUGUGGGACGCAUGCAAGCAAGGGUCCUCAAAAAUAAACCAAUAUAU
Trematosphaeria pertusa is the source of this 1121-nucleotide messenger RNA. RefSeq lists its product as uncharacterized. NCBI's taxonomy places the organism in Eukaryota, Fungi, Ascomycota, Dothideomycetes, Pleosporales, Trematosphaeriaceae. The record is from RefSeq and is a predicted model, not a curated record. Bases 326 to 982 code for a protein of 218 amino acids. The transcript has a single exon.